Messenger RNA from Cheilinus undulatus (humphead wrasse), 1059 nucleotides. It is a transcript of the gene nkx2.4a, whose product is annotated as NK2 homeobox 4a. The transcript has 2 exons. The coding region runs from base 1 to 1059 and encodes 352 amino acids. The record is from RefSeq and is a predicted model, not a curated record. Gene Ontology annotation, cellular component: nucleus. Gene Ontology annotation, biological process: regulation of transcription by RNA polymerase II; cell differentiation. NCBI's taxonomy places the organism in Eukaryota, Metazoa, Chordata, Actinopteri, Labriformes, Labridae. Gene Ontology annotation, molecular function: DNA-binding transcription factor activity, RNA polymerase II-specific; RNA polymerase II cis-regulatory region sequence-specific DNA binding.
AUGUCGUUGAGCCCAAAGCACACUACGCCUUUUUCAGUGACAGAUAUUUUGAGUCCAAUCGAGGAGACCUACAAGAAGUUUAGUGGCAUGGACGGCGCAGGGAACCUAACCUCUCCACUGGGAGCCUACCGACAGCCUCAGGUGUCUCAGACCGGCAUGCAACAGCACUCCAUGGGCCACAACGCCACCGUGGCCACCACUUACCACAUGCCGCACACCGUCUCCCAGUUCUCCCACAGCGCAAUGGGGGGAUACUGCAAUGGAAGCAUUGGCAACAUGGGAGACCUCCCGUCGUACCAGGAAAGCAUGCGGAAUAGUGCAGCAACAGGGUGGUACAGCGCCAACCCGGACCCAAGAUACUCCACAAUUUCUAGAUUCAUGGGACCUUCCACAGGUAUGAACAUGACCGGCAUGGGGGGUCUCACAGGAAUGGCGGACGCGACCAAAACCAUGCCAGCUCUCCACGCGGCGCCCAGGAGGAAACGGCGCGUGCUGUUCUCGCAGGCUCAGGUCUACGAGCUGGAGAGGAGAUUUAAGCAGCAGAAAUACCUGUCCGCGCCCGAGAGGGAGCACCUGGCCAGCAUGAUCCACCUGACACCGACCCAGGUGAAGAUCUGGUUUCAGAACCACCGGUACAAGAUGAAGCGCCAGGCCAAGGACAAGGCGGCGCAGCAGCUGCAGCAGCAGCAGCAACAGGACGGUAACCUGUGCCAACAACAGGCGCAGUCCCCAAGGCGCGUAGCCGUGCCAGUUCUGGUGAAGGACGGUAAACCGUGCCAGAACGGCUCGAACACGCCGACGCCGAACCAGCAACAGGUACAACAGAGCCAACAACAAAGCCAGCAACAGAACGGGGCCGGAGUCGUGCUCGCAUCCCCGACCAGCAGCCUCAGCCAGCAUCAGAGCCAGCAGCAGGUGAACGCUCUGGAGCUGGAGGAGAUGUCACCCAGCCCGCCCUCAUUACACAGCCAGCUCAACAUGGCCCAGAUAGACACAUCUGCUGUAGAUUACACCAGUAACAUGGUCAGCUCAAACCUCCUCUACGGAAGAACGUGGUAG